AAGUCUACAACGUACCAAAAAUUAAAAAAAAAAAAAAAAGUCUCGGCUCCUCUCCCUUCUUCUUAGCCUUCAGACAAAUAAUUCUGUCUCUAAAAAAAAAAAUUAAGUGAUCAAUAAAGAAGUUGACAUGUGGAAGACAAAGACAACAAUUCUGUCUUUGAUAAUCUCUGCAGCUAUCAUGGCGGAGCCGUCCUCCUCCGCCGGCUCAGAUGCUUUCGUCUAUGGCGGCUGCUCUCAGCUGAAAUUCUCCAUUGAAUCCGCCUAUGGCUCCAACCUCACCUCUCUCCUCUCUUCCCUCGCCGGCUCGGCCGGACUCAGCCGCUACGCCAACUUCACGGCCCACGGAGUGUGCGGACUCUGCCAGUGCAGGGGAGACCUGGACGCGGGGACAUGCUCCGCGUGCGUCUCGCGCGCCGUCGAGCGGAUCGGCGCCAUCUGUCCGGACGCAUGCGGCGGCGUGGUUCAGCUGGAGGGCUGCCUGGUCCGAUACGACAACGUUUCGUUCGUGGGAGUGGAGGAGAAGACGCUCGUCCUAAAGAAAUGCGGAGAACCGAUUGGCCCGGACGACCGGGAAGCGUUGACCAGGAGGGACAACGCGAUGAGCUACGUGGGGUCCACGGGUGGUCCGUACAGGCGCGUGGGUGUGACCGCAGGGGAAGCGCAGGCCAUGGCCCAGUGCGUAGGGGACCUGAGCCCGAGCGACUGCCAGGACUGCGUGGAGGAAGCCGUCGCUCGGCUCGUAUCGGACUGCCCAUUGUCCACGUGGGCCGACGUCUACUUGUCCAAAUGCUACGUCCGCUACUACUCCUCCGGUGGCGUCCCCUCCCACUCCGAGAAGAAGCAGGAGCAUAAAGGAGACCAGAAAACGAUUGGGAUUAUAAUAGGCAUCGUUAUCUUAAUCAUAUUGCUUGUUGUCUUCCUCUCUUUCACUGGGAAACAGUGUCGAAAACUACAAGGAAAACCAAAAUCGAAGGGAUCAUCAUGCGACCACCAUUGUGACCUCCACGAUUAGUAUCUCUUCUCUGCGGCAUUGCAGGAUAGAGAAGGACAAGACAUGAACAAGGCAUUUAGAUCUCUAUUAUAUUUGCUCAAGUUUUCGAUCGAAUCAUUUUAUAUACAAUAAGAUGCUUUUUAGA
This is a messenger RNA of Tarenaya hassleriana, 1136 nucleotides long. Its product is annotated as cysteine-rich repeat secretory protein 12-like. The transcript is spliced from 4 exons. The record is from RefSeq and is a predicted model, not a curated record. The coding region runs from base 128 to 1012 and encodes 294 amino acids. Gene Ontology annotation, cellular component: plasmodesma. NCBI's taxonomy places the organism in Eukaryota, Viridiplantae, Streptophyta, Magnoliopsida, Brassicales, Cleomaceae.